Messenger RNA from Exophiala viscosa, 2148 nucleotides. RefSeq names its product mannosyltransferase putative-domain-containing protein. The record is from RefSeq and is a predicted model, not a curated record. NCBI's taxonomy places the organism in Eukaryota, Fungi, Ascomycota, Eurotiomycetes, Chaetothyriales, Herpotrichiellaceae. Gene Ontology annotation, biological process: protein O-linked glycosylation. The coding region runs from base 444 to 1919 and encodes 491 amino acids. The transcript has a single exon. Gene Ontology annotation, cellular component: Golgi apparatus. Gene Ontology annotation, molecular function: alpha-1,3-mannosyltransferase activity.
UUUAGUGCCCGCCCCCGGCAAUGUGAUUCCAUUCUAUUCUACUUUCGUCACUUCAACCUCCUCUCACCAGAAGCUGUUGCCUAACAUAUCGAAUCAACGACUUCACACGCCAUCAACAAUUCCAACAUUCGGCAUCAAACGGCCACAGUGAUGGUGUUUGGCACUUGAGUAGCGACUUUCUUCAGCGCCAUCGACAGCACCACGCGCGAUACCACGAGUUGUCUCUUCGCGACAGCUUUCAUCAUUGUGAUUGACUUCAGGCCCCCAAUAUUCGACUGAAAGAAAGGGCGACGAGUACGACCUUCUUCGCGUCGAGACUGCUCUUGCCUUUCUUCGUUUGCCUCUAUGCCAGCGCCUGCUUCUCUUUAGCGACGACAAGCCUGAGAUCUGAUAAUUCUCAACGACUUUACCACGCGACAUCUUCUCACAAUACUAUCAUCAACAUGCCGACCAUCCUAAAUUCAAAACUAAAUUAUUACGCAAGUAAUCCAAAUGCAAGAAGACUCCUAGCUGGCGUGGGAAUCAUCUUCAUUCUUUAUCUAAUAUUCGGCACUGAGACGAGUCGAUCACUACUGGACGUUGGCUCUUCGAGUACUAGGAUUGCGCCCAAAAUCCAGCACAAUUUCGCGGAUGGACUUGACACGCCUCUCGAUCUCAAUGUCUCACAAUGGGGUGAAAGGGCCAUAAAAGUACGCCAAAUGUCGCAAUGGGCCGACCUUGCCGUCAAGAACCCAGCCGCCGAACGAAAAGCCUUCGAAAAGGCUUUACAGACGCAAUUCCCUUUCCUGGCCGGCACCGAAUCUCUCCUUUACGCACCUUGGUCGACGAAUGCCAAACAAUUCUCGUCUCAAGUCGGCAUGGUCAUCUGCACGGGAUCCAACAACUUCCACCUCGCGGCUCAUCUCAUUGCCAGUCUCCGUCGUGUGCACAAAUCCAAACUCCCCAUCGAAAUCGCUUACUCCGGCGACAACGACCUAAAACCCGAACACCGUACCUUUCUCCAAAAUCUCGAAUCAGGAAUUACUUUCAUCGACCUCCUCGACCGCUUUCCACACGCACAUGACGAAUUGGUCAACGGCGGUUGGGCCAUGAAGCCAUUCGCCCUUCUCGCAUCUUCCCACACUAAGUCUAUGCUCGUCGAUGCAGAUGCGAUUUUCCUGACGAGUCCGGAUUCUAUCUUCGACAUCAACCCUGGCCUCCACCGCACCGGCACACUUUUCUUCCACGACCGAGCCGCACUUGGUGGUGGUGAUGAACGCCGUGAUUGGGUGAAGGACCAGAUUGCAGCUGCAGGGAUCGAACCUUCGCAAUAUCUCUCCACCGAAUCGCUCUUCUACAGCGGCAAAACCUGGUACGAAGCAGACAGCGGUGUUACGGCCAUGGACAAGUCUCGUCCUGACGUACUCAUGGGUCUUAUCUUCGCCACGUGGAUGAACACGAAAAAGGUCCGCGACGAAGUUUCUUACAAAGUCUUUUAUGGAGACAAAGAGACAUUCUGGGUUGCCAUGGAACUGAGCGCCGUUGAUUACUUCUUCCAACCGUGGUAUGCCGGCACCAUGGGGACUAUCACCAAGGAAGACGGACAACCUGAAAAGAUUGAUCUGAAGUCGACCAAGGUCGAAAUCUGCGGCACGCACAUGCUGCAUUUAGAUCAUCUGGGUCAAACGCCGUUCUGGAUCAACGGCGGCAUUUACGAGCACAAAGAGGAUCCGAGUACGGGAUAUUCGACCAUGACGCAUUACUGGGUCGGAGAGACGAGCGAUAUCAGACUGACCCAGCCGCAAUGGUAUUGGGUGAAUGGCAAUACAGGUUGUUUGAGAGAAACGGGCGUCAGGGUCAUUCCGGACCAGAUCAGGAGGAACAUCGAGAAGAUCGAGAAUGAGGCCACUCGCAUUGAUGAGUUGAUUCGACAUAUGUGAUUGUGAUGCAUUUUUAGGUGGCGGUAGGUAUGGCGAUGCACGGCAGGCAUUGAUCCAGUGUUAGAGUACGUACAGACAAAAUUCGGGCGUGAUCAAUAAUGGGUUGAUCCUGGUAGAUUAUCGGCCAGGAACGGUUCGCAGCUUUUCAUUACAGACUGGGGAAAAUGACUAUGAUGAUGAUUGUUCUCAUGAGUUGACUAAGAAACAGCCAUUUCGGUCUAUCUUCUGU